AUGGAUCUUUGUACCUUAGAAAAAAAUAAUAAAUUAAUUGAAAGUUUUUGUAAAGUAAUAGAAAAAAAUUAUAAAACUUUUUACUUAUUAAACCCAGACGGUAUUCUAGAUUCAGUUGCAGGAUUAGAAAAUUUAUCUAUUUCAUUUUGCAAUAUUUCAUUUAAAAGCAUUAUAUGUUAUAAAUGUUUAACUUUUUUUGAAUGUGAAAGUAGUGCAAAUUUUAGAAAGUGCCCUAAAUGUAAAGUAGUAAAUGCAAUCGUACCAUAUGAUAAUAUAGGCAAAAAGGUAAUAAUACUCAUAUGUUUUCAGUGUAAUAAUAGAAAUAUAACAAAUAUCGAAUGUUCAUAUGUUCAAUGCUAUUUAUGUAAUUAUAUGAAUUAUGCACAAAAUUACAACUUGGAUAAUAAUAAUAGGGAAGGAAUUAAUAGAAACAGAGUAACAGGCAGAAGAAGAAGAAAAAAAAUUAAUUUUUUUAUCUUCAGAAAUAUGUGUCAAUGUGUGAGACCUCAAAACAGUACUAGAAAUAAUUCUAGAGAAAAUAAUACUAAUGAUGAACAAAACGAUAAUACAUUAAUGGAAAAUGUAAAUGAAAAUCACACAGAGGUUACAAAUGCCAAUAAUGUUUUAGAGGAAGAUAGGGAGAUAUGCAAUAAUCAAAGAAUGAAUAACAUUAUUUUUAACAACGAAGAAAUGCAUGGGACUAUGAGAGAAAAUAUAGUAUACAAUGAAGAAAAUGAUGGUCAAUUAAAUAAAUUUAACGUGAAUAAUAAAAAUGAGGAUAUACUAAAUACAAAUGGAAGAUUAACUAGAGAAAAUAUAAAAAAAUUUGAUAAUAAUAAUAUUAAAAAAAAAAAAAAAAAACAUAAAAAGGUAAUUAAUAAUAAUAAAUAUUUAGAAAAAAAUAAUAAUAGUGAAUAUAAUGAAAAAAAAAAUUUGGAAAAACAUAAUAAUUUUAAUACUAUAUCAAAUGAUGAUAGAACAUAUAAAUCGAGUUGUAAUUUAAGUACGCAAGCAGGAUCAUGCCCUAGAAAUGGCGACAUGUGGUGUGAUGAGAGUUUAAAUAUAUUAAACGAUAAUGACGAAAAAUUAGAAUCUGUUGUAGAAAGUGGUAAUGUGAAAAGAAAAACUUUAAUGUUCGAUAAUAUAAAUAAUGCAUAUAAUAAGAAAAUUAUAAAAAAAUUAAGUUUUACUCUAGCAAGUGACAAAAAAUAUAGUGACGUAAAAAGAUACAUUGAAUACUUUAAUAAGUUGUAUAGGAAUAAGGAUAGUAACAUGGAAUUGAUGCUUGAAAAUGGUAAUUAUUAUAAGGUAUUUAAUACCUAUGGAAAAAACUUAGAAAUUAAAAAUUUUUAUGAAUAUUUAGAAUAUUAUAAAAAGCUUAAUAAAAAAAAUAUAACAGAUUAUCAUUCAAAAAAAAAUAUGGUAGAUAAUACUAUAAAAAGAAAUUUUAAUAAUAAUAAAAAUGUCAAGAAUAAUAAUUAUGUUGAAAAUUUUAACAAUUUGGAAUUACAUAAUUUUAAUAAUAAUAAAAAAAAAAUGAAUGCAGAUAAUCAUAAUAAUUUAAUUUUAAAUAAUAAAGAUAACAUAAGUUAUUUGGAUAAACAUACAUUAAAAGUUAAUAAUAAAAAUAGAGAUUUAAAUUUAUACUCUAUAAAGGAAAAUAAAGAACUAAAUAACUCACAAAAAGUAAAGAAUAAAAACGAAGACACCGAAAAAAAAAAGAGUGCAUGUAUAGAAAUUGAAUCAGAUAAAAAAAGUAAAUUUAUAAAGGAAAAUAAUGAUCUUAAAUCAAAAAAUAAAUUUAAUAAAUCAUCUCAUAAAAAAAAAAAAAAAUAUGAAGUAAAAUCUAUUUUCUACUCUAAAUCUGAAUUAUGCAGUGAAUUUCGUUAA
Molecule: messenger RNA, 1890 nt
Organism: Plasmodium relictum
Lineage: Eukaryota; Apicomplexa; Aconoidasida; Haemosporida; Plasmodiidae
Product: conserved Plasmodium protein, unknown function
Exons: 1
Coding region: 1-1890 (629 amino acids)
Source: RefSeq, a predicted model, not a curated record